ACCCCUCGCAUCCCCACACAACACUCUCCAACCCCACUCGAGCGCAGCAGCGAGCCCCGAGAAGCCGACGAGAGAAGGGAAGUGGGAGCCGUCCGCCGAGCUCCCCCCCACCUCGCCAGCCCGCGGGCCUCGGUUUUCUUGCUCGCCCAGCUCCUUCUCCGUCCGUCCGACCGUCUGUAUCCAUGGCCGCCUCCACCAAGACCGCCGCCGUCCUCCUCGCCGCGGUGCUCCUCGUGCUGGUUGCGUCCGCGGCGGCCAGCAGGAAGCUCGAGGAGGAGGACGCCGCCCUCCUGGGCAGCCUCGCCCCGGCGCCCGCGCCGGCCAUGGGCGCCGCCGCGGGGAUCGCCGCUGCCGCGCCCGGGGCGUGGGCCGUCGCCGCCCUCGUCUCGCUCGUCGCCUUCCUCGCACACUGAGCGACAGAUGGAAGGGAAGGGGGCAGAAUCCUGUGAUCUGGAUUGGCUGGGAGAGGAGAGGGGGAUGUUUGUGUUUGUUCUAGGCGUUCCGGUGCUGCUGAUCUCUCUUUUGCCUGUAUAAGAGAGGAAUUGUGUCUUUUAAUAAUAUCAUUUAUUUGUUAUUCUUUUUAUAAUCGGUGUUGUUCUUUUGCGUCGAUCUCUUCGAUUUGCAUUUCUAGUGAUGCCACAGCGGGACAGCGGCAAAAUUCAUGCGACGGCGAAGAGGAUUCAGAACGAUCUUGUACGUUUUCA
This is a messenger RNA of Panicum virgatum (switchgrass), 704 nucleotides long. RefSeq lists its product as uncharacterized. NCBI's taxonomy places the organism in Eukaryota, Viridiplantae, Streptophyta, Magnoliopsida, Poales, Poaceae. The coding region runs from base 183 to 413 and encodes 76 amino acids. The record is from RefSeq and is a predicted model, not a curated record. The transcript has a single exon.